Messenger RNA from Actinia tenebrosa (Australian red waratah sea anemone), 1055 nucleotides. RefSeq lists its product as uncharacterized. The record is from RefSeq and is a predicted model, not a curated record. NCBI's taxonomy places the organism in Eukaryota, Metazoa, Cnidaria, Anthozoa, Actiniaria, Actiniidae.
CACAUGACGAAAACAACCAAAAAUAUAAUCAUGGCGAUGCAAGUCAAACUUUUCAAACUUUAAAAUCCUAAGUCUUCCGAAAUAAGUGAGUUUGAUAUUUUGUUUAUAUAUUUUGCUCCAGAAUAAAUAUUUAUACAGUCGAUCCCAAAAACGUUGUCCAAGUGAAAAGAGGUUUAUAGGACAAUAAAUGUCACGUGUCUCAUUAAAUAUUCAGUUUUACGCGCGUGUGGAAAUAGGAAUCUGAACGUGCUGCAUCACAUGCGUGGCAGAAAAUGUCGACGGCGGGUAAUUCAAAACAAGUUCUUUCGACUUUAGAAGUUCGGGUUUUGGACUCGAAGAAGAAGUCUAGCUACGUUGUAAGAAGUUUACCCAAUUUUCCAGUGUUAGAGACCGUUUCAGAGCUACGUUCUGAGCUAGUGAAAGCUUUACCAGACUUAGAGAACGUUCUGCAAGACUGUCAGCUCGGCUAUAUUUUGGCAAGAAAGAAAAAGAUUUCCAUUGUUUCGACGAAAGAUUUAGAAAUUGCGUAUGGCUAUUUCAUAAAUGGCAACCAAAUGUGGAUUGAUCCAGCUUUAAAGAACCAAAACAGGGCAAACGAGGACGGCGGGUGCACACCUGGAAGAAAAAGAAGCCAUGAAAGCACUGUAGACCAGACCACCAAACACGAACAAGUUAUUGAAAUAAUGGAUGAGCUAAAAAAGAUGCAUGGAAACGUGCUCCCGCCGUACAAGUUUCGCCUGUGGGCUGAAAUGAUACGUGUUGGAACUGCCGGUAAAGACAGUAUUCCCGGUCUUCCAAUGUUCACCGCCAAUCCAGCAAAACGACCAACAAAGARAGAAACAUUUGUAGAUGUACUCACUAAUGCUGGAACUGCCAUUGCAGGUGCAAUUCAGACAGGAAGCACACAGCCAAGCCAUACUGUUACCAGUAACWGAGCCGAAGUUCUUAAACAGUUGCGGGAGCUUUUUCAAUUGAAAGACAUGGGAGCAAUUACAGAUAAAGAAUAUAAACAAAAGAAAGAGCUAAUAAUGAAGGACCUUUAAAUUGUUUUGUUU